Molecule: messenger RNA, 954 nt
Organism: Ostrea edulis (European flat oyster)
Lineage: Eukaryota; Metazoa; Mollusca; Bivalvia; Ostreida; Ostreidae
Product: deoxyribonuclease-1-like
Exons: 9
Coding region: 35-907 (290 amino acids)
Biological process (GO): DNA catabolic process
Cellular component (GO): nucleus
Molecular function (GO): DNA nuclease activity
Source: RefSeq, a predicted model, not a curated record
GAAGUCACGAUCGAACAGAAGAGACCGCAUCAAAAUGAAGACUUUCGUGCUGCUCGCUAUGAUGGCCCUGGCCAGCGUGGCGUAUUCUGCCUCCGUAUCUAGGGGGUCCUCAAAAGCCUCACGUGACCUUCUGAUCUGCGCCUUCAACAUCAAGACCUUCGGGAAAUCCAAAAUGGCUGACGAAGAGUUGGCAGAAUAUAUCAAACAGAUAGUUCUGCGUUAUGACAUCAUACUGAUUCAGGAAAUCCGAGACGUUAGCGGAGAGGCGAUCCAACAACUGUGGUCAAUGGUUAACACCACCAUGCCUUACGGUAUGACCAUCAGUGAACGAUUGGGUCGAUCCUCAUACAAAGAGCAAUACGCAUACUUCUACAGGUUGUCUAGCCUUCAAUUAGUCGGAACCCAUCAAUAUGACGACGGACCCGAUGACUACAGUGACGAUUUUGAGAGGGAACCAUACAGUGUUCUUUUUCAACCUAUAGGCGGAUCCGCAGGGGAUGCUUUCGUGGUUACGGGAAUCCACGCCAAACCUGCUGAUGCUGUGGCUGAGAUCGGUUUUCUGGAAAAUGUAUACUAUGAUGUCUACAACCACUGGAGAAUAUCGAAUGUGGUUGUGAUGGGGGAUUUCAAUGCUGAUUGCUCCUAUGCUUCGGAGGCAAAACUGUCCGGUAAAACGUUCUAUUCCGACCCUAAAUUUCACUGGUUAAUCGAUUGGGACGCUGACACCACCACCUCCUCCACAGACUGCGCUUACGACAGAAUCGUGGUGACCGGAAGCAGAAUGGUGGCGUCUGUAAUCCCUUCCACUGCCGAUGUUUUCCGAUUUGAUUUAGCAUUAAAUCUCAAUUAUGAUCGGGCUUACGAUCUAAGUGACCACUACCCAGUGGAGGUCAGACUGAGCUGGUAAAUCACACAACCCACACUGGCAACCAAUAAACGUAUUUCAAAUUGCAA